AUGUCGGCAUCAGUACCCCAAGUUCCCCCACGCCCUUCGAGGGCUACGAAAGACGCUCCUGCAUCUUCGAAUAGUCUAUCUCCAGAGAUGCCCAGAGUUCCUCCUCGCCCAGCUGGUCGUCGUGUAGACCGGUCUGUCUCGCCCGGCCGGGAGAGCUUCGCGAGAUCACCCUUCAACGAAACUCCAAAUCAUCCCAGCCAAAUCAAGCCAUCGAGCCAGGGAACGAACGGGAAUGGGGAUCACUCGCACUCAGAUUUACCACAACGACCCCCAAGCGUUGUCCUCCCGUCAAUUGGGCAGGAAGGAACCGAGUAUGCACAAGCAUUUGACAGUUCUGAUGAGCUGGGCACAUCACCUACGCAGACCAGGAAUAUUGCCAAUGAUCUGAAGCUUCAUGCCCCGAAGCCAGCUCUCCCAACUUCGACCGCCAAGCAACGAGUGUCAACGGUGACUCGUACCGAUUCUGGUCAAGCUGCCGCACACGGGAUUGGAAAAGCAGGUUCAGUUGAUGAUAAAGAGCCGUCAUCUCGUCCAUUGAAGCAAAAGGCUAGUUUCGCAAGCCAAAAGUCGGAAGUUUCAGUCAACACGGAACGACCACCAUCAAGUGCAGACAGCGAACAUGGUAUUCCAGAAAUUGGCCAACGUGUGCCUAUGUACCCGCAUGCGGGUGAUGUGCAAGCUCCUUCGCCAGCUCCAUUUGCGCAGCCAUUUGCACCUGGUAUUGGUUUCCACAAUGACGGUUCCAAACCUAAACACCAUAGUCGCAAACUCAGUGCUCGCGACCAUGAUGUACCGCUUGAAGCAUAUGGUCGACAUGGCCAUCAAAUCCUUCCUCAUCACCACAAUCAUUUCGAGAAAGCCUACUAUGAGAAACACCCAGAAUUAUUCAAGAAAGAACUAGGACAAUAUGGAGAGGGUCGACCGGAGUGGGCUAUGAGUAGUGAGGAUCUAAACAAGAUUGUGAGGGAUACAGCUAGCCGAGGCGCUGGACUUGGAACGUCCCCAGCUGUUAUGGGCACACCAAGUGAGCAAGUCGGAUUUCAAGCUUCAGAAGAAUACGCAUCUCGUAUUUCCUCUCCACAGACGCGUCCAGUAUCAGCUGUAUAUGGCCACGGGCAUUCGAAUUCGUCUCAAACUCAUGUCGAAUCACCGUUGAGAAAGGCUUCAUACCCCGCCGAUACGAGUGGCAAAGAUGCUGGAAGUGCUCUCGGCAUGAGCUUGAAAGCCCCUUCCGAAUUGGCAUUGUCAAGUGAAGUGGAGGACGAAGAUGUGAUUCACGUUGAUCCUAUACGACAUAUGAGCAAGCAACACGGCGGCGCGGGCCGAUUGGAUUCCACGGAAGACCUCGGUCCUACUGCUGAGAAUGAUGGUUACCACGACGAGCACCAUUAUGGCAUUCCAAUUUUAGCCUCGGACGAAGUUGCGAAGGAGCCUUUUGGUUACGAGCUACAACCUGCAGUAUCCCCAUUGCAGGAGCGACAUAACCCAUAUCACGAAGGCGGUGGAAUCUAUCAUCACGGAUCGACGAGCCAAACGAGCCUGUCGAAUAGCAGACCAUCGAGCCGACCAGGAAGCAUUCACGGCAAUAUGUCUGGCCUCCGACUACCUUCUGAUUCUACCAAAUUGGAAGAUCUGGAGGAGUACGAACCGCUUUUCCCAGAGGAGGAUGAGAAAAAUGAUAGCAAGAGGCCAUCGAGCGUGGCGGACAGGUUCAAGCGGCCAGAUCUAAAAAAUCGCAAGUUCCCUAGCCAAGAUGUGUGGGAGGACAGCCCAGACAGCGUGCACCAUACAGCAACUGUCUCAACACCUCAACUACCGGAAGAGACAGAGACCGAAAAGAUGGCUGAACCUGAUGAGACACCAGAACAAGCCUUUGCUCGUAGACAGGAAGAGCUAGCUGAGAAGGAAGCCAAUGACAAGGGUAGCUUUUUGAAUAAAGAAAAGAAACCAUGGGGAAACAAGGCCCAUAUUGUUGAUGAAACCCGACCUGGAUUAGCCCAACGAUUCCCAAGUAGAGAUAUUUGGGAAGACACACCGGAUAGUCUGCAAUUGCAAACUACUGUCGAGAGAGCUCAAUCACCAGAAAGAGAGAUCGCUAGUCCAUCGGAGGCGCCAUUGGAGGAGCGACCGACAACCGGUGGCGUUGCGUAUCACCAGGAAAAGGCUGCUGCAGGUUUCCCAUUAGGAAAUGGUGAAGGUCGUGCUACGACCGGCAUUGCUGCUACGCUCAAACCUGCUAUUCCUUCUCGACCUGCAAAAUCUUCUAAGCUCGCUCAGUCACCUGAAAAACCACAACCGGCCAUCCCUGAUCGACCACGAAAGACUUCCGACGCAACGGCCCCACCACUUCCAACGAAGACGAAGCCUGUGGUUCCUGCUCGCCCGUCAAAACCCCCUACUCGCGAAUCGUCUGAGAACAUUCCUCUCAGCCAAGUCGCGUCCAAUUCUUCUGCCAAAUCUGUUGGAUCAGAUCAAGGUUCUGCAGCCGCAGCGAAACCAAAGCCGCCAGUUCCGACCAGACCAGUUGGCAGCAAGAUUGCAGCUUUGCAGGGUGGUUUUAUGGCGGAUUUGAAUAAGCGGUUGCAACUUGGCGCUCUACCUCCAAAGAAGGAAGAGCCUAUCCCUGAGCCAGAAGUGGAAAAGGAGAAAGCUCCAUUGGUCGAUGCUAGGAAGGGCAGAGCUAGAGGUCCGGCACGAAGAGCACCCGCAGCAAAGAGUCCAUCACCUAGCGCAGCUGCUGCCUCCUCUCAGGAGAAGCCAUCCAUGUCUCUGAGCUUCUCAGUUCCAGCAACAUUGUGGGAAAUUCAUCCUGAACAAGAUCUCCUACAUGUUUCUUCCCAUAAGGAGUCAUCUGAAUCAACUGCGCCGACAAAAGCAUCAGAAUCUGCGACUCCAACACUGGCGACCAAUACUGCUGGAGAUCCUGUCCAUGAACCACUAGAGAUAGCAGAGGGUGCUGAAAAAUCAUCUUCCCCACCCUCAGCCGUUGCAGACGAACAAUCGCAGCAUCGAGAAGAGGUUCAGAAAAUCAACGUGCUUGAGGGCGCAGACGAAAAGGACCAAGAAAGUGCGCCAGUGAAAGUCAACGAUGAGCCGCCUGUCGCCUCGAAAUUCGAGACUUCGCAGUUGCCGCCAGUGGAGCAGGCACGGGAAGAUCAAGAAGACGCUAUGACUGCUUCUGUGGAAACGGUGAAGGCUAGCGAGGUGCCGCUUCCUAAGGAAGAGGAGUUGUAG
Messenger RNA from Glarea lozoyensis ATCC 20868, 3234 nucleotides. RefSeq lists its product as uncharacterized. The transcript is spliced from 2 exons. The record is from RefSeq and is a predicted model, not a curated record. The coding region runs from base 1 to 3234 and encodes 1077 amino acids. Lineage: Eukaryota; Fungi; Ascomycota; Leotiomycetes; Helotiales; Helotiaceae.